AUGAAUUAAUAAAAUACAAAUUAAAAAAAAAUAAACAAAUAUUUAUCAUUAUCUAUUCAAAAUUGUCAGUUCUUACGUUAUUUUCUUCCUCACAAAUGUUUUAAAAUCUUUUCAAUUAAACAUUUUCCCAAUAUGUAAAAAAAAUAUCUGAAAAAUUAACUACAUCCGGUGGAAAAAAAUCUGUUAAGCAUUUAUUCUUGGCAUGGCGGUAUUAGAAAAACACAAUAAUGUUAAUGUAUGGUGGUUUCCUCCAGAAUUUUGCCAAUCACGUUAUGGUGAAUAUCACGAAAGUGGCACUAAUUCCUGUACUUUGAUUUCUCUUAUACUGGCCGAUAAAAUGGCCAAAGAAAGAGUUUUUCAAGCUUUAAGUCAGACUUUGCCAAAACGUGCCAUUGAAAUAUUUGGUGAUGCCAUGAAUGAGGGCAACAUAGUUUAUGCCAGGAUAUUCAGUACUAACAAGAAACGAACUCCUAAUCUUAAUAUACCCGAGGCGUUGACAGCUUUAGGUGGCCAAAGUAACAUGCAAUUUGAUUUACGGGAAUGGUUUUAUACCCAUUUAACGGCAAAUCCCCAUAAAGAAACCUAUAAUCAGUCCGUACCACAUCGCAUAACACAAGUUUUAAGACUGGGAGUACAACUGUUUAAACAACCGCCCAGCAACAGCAGAGCUAGAAAUUUAUUUGCUGCUUUAAUAGCUGACAGUCGUACCACGGUAUUUAUAUUUGAAUUCCCACAGAAUGUUGUGUCAUUUUUUGACUCACAUCAACAUGGUCGUCGGGCUGGUGCCGUGGUGGCCCAAGCGGCUAUGAAUCAUUUGCCAGAUUUGAGUCAUUGGUUUGUUAACAUGCUGCAUGAAGUGUACAAAAGCCGGCCUUCAAUUUAUGAAAUAUCAUUUCUUACUACUAGUGCUGAUGCACCAAAUCUGGAAACACCUUAAAGAAUGAAUUACUUAACAACAGAAACACUGGAUGUUAGUUUAAGAAGAAACAAUGAUAUUUUCUAAAAUAAUAAAAACUUAAAUAAAAAAUCAUCAUUAAAAGAAUUCGAAUU
Messenger RNA from Calliphora vicina (urban bluebottle blowfly), 1050 nucleotides. RefSeq lists its product as uncharacterized. Bases 203 to 937 code for a protein of 244 amino acids. The transcript has a single exon. The record is from RefSeq and is a predicted model, not a curated record. NCBI's taxonomy places the organism in Eukaryota, Metazoa, Arthropoda, Insecta, Diptera, Calliphoridae.